This is a messenger RNA of Debaryomyces hansenii CBS767, 423 nucleotides long. Its product is annotated as mitochondrial 54S ribosomal protein mL43. Gene Ontology annotation, biological process: mitochondrial translation. The record is from RefSeq and is a predicted model, not a curated record. Gene Ontology annotation, molecular function: structural constituent of ribosome. NCBI's taxonomy places the organism in Eukaryota, Fungi, Ascomycota, Pichiomycetes, Serinales, Debaryomycetaceae. Gene Ontology annotation, cellular component: mitochondrial large ribosomal subunit. The transcript has a single exon. The coding region runs from base 1 to 423 and encodes 140 amino acids.
AUGCCAGUUAAAGCUAUACCUAAGGUAUCCAUAAGCCGGAACGGUAUUGGAGCAUAUGUUUUGCCUUGCCACAAAAUAUCCGUGCAAUAUUGUAACCAUGGUGGAUCAUCGAGUGGAAUUCGUGAUUUGUUAGCAUCUGGUUCUUUGAAUUCCAUGGCAUCAGCCAAAUCGAAAAUAUUCUUUAAUAUAACAAAGCAAAAGGGACACCCAAAGUUGGUAUUCCAUUAUAAUAACGAUCACAACAACCAAGUUAGUAUUGCCAAUUUACCUGCCAGUGAAAUAGUGAAUAAGAUUAAUGAACACUCACAAUCCAGUGGAAAUAAGUUAUUCAAGUGGAAUCAUAAGGUUUUGUCUAUCAAUGAAUCUGUUAGAGGCAUCUGGUCUCCAUUGCAUACUGCAAAGGAAAAUAGACACAAGAUUUGA